Messenger RNA from Cervus elaphus (red deer), 934 nucleotides. RefSeq names its product binder of sperm protein homolog 1-like. The transcript is spliced from 7 exons. NCBI's taxonomy places the organism in Eukaryota, Metazoa, Chordata, Mammalia, Artiodactyla, Cervidae. The record is from RefSeq and is a predicted model, not a curated record. Bases 113 to 511 code for a protein of 132 amino acids. Gene Ontology annotation, molecular function: heparin binding. Gene Ontology annotation, cellular component: cell surface.
GCAGUUCCCCCAAGGAGGGUUCUCUGAGGAGGUCUGGCGUUGGGGCCAAGAGAGAGAGAAGAGGAAGGUGAAGAAAGAGGAGGAGGUGAAGGUGGAGAAGGCAGGGAGGAGCAUGGCGCUGCCCGUGGGGCUUCUGUUGCUUUCAGUCUCCUGGCUCCACAGUGUGGCUGGUCCCCAACAUGGAGAUAAAUAUUCACCAACUAUGGAAACUAUAACUCAUCUUCCAGAAGUCAAAGAGGGCAAGUGUUUCUUUCCAUUCCACUAUAGAGAUGGAAUCUUCUAUGACUGUGUCCAGUUCAAGGUAAAACACAAGUGGUGUUCCUUGAAUGAAACUUACGAAGGAUAUUGGAAGUACUGUUCUGAAGAAGACUUUGCAAAAUGUGUGUUUCCCUUCUGGUACAGACACCUCAUUUACUGGGAAUGUACCAAGGAUGGGGAUUCGUUUGGGAAAGCAUGGUGUUCACUGACCCAGAAUUAUAACAAGGACAAGGUUUGGAAAUACUGUGACUGAUGGUGAGAUUUAUUUAGGGGAGGGCAUGAAGAUGUUCAGUUGUUCUCAUGGGAAAGAUUGUACAAUUUUGCUUGGGAAAGGAGCAUGUAAGACUCUCAUUAAAGGAAUUUUAUUCUGAGAUACGAAUGGAAGGUGAUUGGCUGUAAAUAAAUUGGGAUUUUGAUUAUGGACUAUAAGGUCCAUAUAUAUAUAUUCGAGCCUCAGCACUUUAACUUGCUGAUUAUGUAAAAUUGGGUCCUUUUAAAAAAGUGUAUGGACUCUGGGUGGUAAUGAUGUGUCAAUGUGGGUUCAUAGAUCAGAACCGAUGUUGGGGAAUUUUGAUUAUGGAGAGGCUGUUCCUGUAAUGGGGGUGCAGGUUAUAUGAGAAAUCUCUGUAUCUUCUGCUCAAUUUUUCUGUGCACCUAAAAAAAUAAAAUGUAUUAA